Molecule: messenger RNA, 2038 nt
Organism: Camelus dromedarius (Arabian camel)
Lineage: Eukaryota; Metazoa; Chordata; Mammalia; Artiodactyla; Camelidae
Gene: ZNF79
Product: zinc finger protein 79
Exons: 6
Coding region: 513-1931 (472 amino acids)
Biological process (GO): regulation of transcription by RNA polymerase II
Cellular component (GO): nucleoplasm
Molecular function (GO): RNA polymerase II cis-regulatory region sequence-specific DNA binding; DNA-binding transcription repressor activity, RNA polymerase II-specific
Source: RefSeq, a predicted model, not a curated record
UGGCCGGGGAGCUGGGCCUGCGACCGCAGUGUGUAAGCUCGUGCAGGUGGCGGUAUCCGGUAGCUUUUUCGCGUAGCCGGAAGCGGCUUUUUCUCUAGGUGUUCUGCUGAAGACCGAGUUGUCUGUUGCACCGCAGGCUCCUGAGCCGUGACCUGGCUGUGGCUGAGCAGACAGUGAAAGACCGGGCUGGACAGGCCCGACCCGGCUCAGCACCGCAGAUUCAGACCCGGCCUUUGAGGGGAGAGGCCUGAGGGAAGAGCCAGAGCGGGGCUGGACCUUCAGUGAAGCGACGCUGACAGAGAACAGCUGGGAGGCGGUGGCGCUAGGUGGGACACAAAUGCUGGAGGAAGGAGGUGAGAAGGACUGGUGGAGCGGUUUAUGGCUUCCAGCUUGCCCGCUGAUACUGCUGUGUGACCCGGAUCAGAAAAGUGAGGUCACAUGAUUUGCACACUGCUGAGCCACCAUCUCCGGAUCCUGCCCUUCCCCAAGAGGAAGGCACAGAAGAGGAAGGAAUGGCAGCUGGUCUCGCAGCUGGGCCCCAAGACUGCACGCCUUUCAGCAGUGUGGCUGUAGCAUUUACCCAGGAAGGGUGGAGGCGCUCGGUCCCUGCUCUGAGGAACAGGUUCAUGGAGGGGAUACCAGAAGAGUCCAGAAACCUGGUCCUCCUGGGACUUCCAGUCUCCCAGCCUGUAAUGAACUCCCAGUUGGAACAAAGGGAAGGCUCAUGGAUGCUGGAGAGAGAAGGCCUAAGGAGUACCUGUCCAGACUGGAAGAUUGAGUCACCACCUGAGCAACACAUUUCCAAAGAAUCAUUCCAAGACACAAGUGUAGAGCUGCCCCCUGCAGAGUCAGGUCACAGGAACAGUGAACUGGGGAAAAGCUGCAAUCUGAGACCAGUACUUUCUCCGCAGCAGAAAGUUCCUACAGAAGUGAGACCCUGUAAACAUGAAACACACACAGAGAGCCUCAGGAAGGAUUUGGAUAUAAUUACACCUCGCAGAGCGAAGCCGUACAUGUGUAAUGAAUGCGGCAAAGCCUUCAGUUACUGUUCUUCCCUUUCUCAGCAUCAGAAGAGCCACACUGGGGAGAAGCCGUAUGAGUGCAGUGAAUGCGGGAAGGCCUUCAGCCAGAGCUCCUCUCUUAUUCAGCACCAGAGGAUUCACACUGGAGAGAAACCUUUUAAGUGUAGCGAGUGUGGAAGGGCCUUCAGCCAGAACGCAAACCUCACAAAACACCAGCGAACUCACACCGGAGAAAAGCCCUACAAAUGUAGUGAGUGUGAGAAAGCCUUCAGUGACUGUUCAGCACUUGUUCAGCAUCAGAGAAUUCACACUGGAGAGAAGCCUUAUGAAUGCAGCGACUGUGGGAAGGCCUUCCGACACAGUGCAAACCUCACAAACCACCAGAGGACUCACACAGGGGAGAAGCCCUACAAGUGCAGCGAGUGCGGGAAGGCCUUCAGCUACUGCGCAGCCUUUAUUCAGCACCAGAGAAUCCACACCGGGGAGAAGCCCUACAGGUGUAACGCGUGUGGGAAGGCCUUUAGCCAGAGCGCAAACCUCACAAACCAUCAGAGGACUCACACAGGGGAGAAGCCCUACAAGUGCAGUGAGUGUGGAAAGGCCUUCAGCCAAAGUACAAACCUUAUAAUCCACCAAAAGACCCACACUGGGGAGAAGCCUUAUAAAUGUAAUGAAUGUGGGAAGUUCUUCAGUGAGAGCUCAGCCCUCAUUCGACAUCAUAUAAUUCACACAGGCGAAAAACCCUACGAGUGCAAUGAGUGUGGAAAAGCAUUUAACCAGAGCUCAUCCCUUAGUCAGCAUCAGAGAAUUCACACUGGUGUGAAGCCCUAUGAAUGCAGAGUGUGUGGGAAGGCCUUCAGGUGUAGUUCAGCCUUCAUCAGACAUCAGAGACUCCAUGCUGGAGAGUAACUGGGAAUAUAACCAGAGUGGACUGGGGACAUCUGACUUGAAGUCUGUAGCCCAGAGCCACAAGCAAAAGCACCUUUAAUAAAAUAGUCACCAUUUUACAUGUUGCA